Messenger RNA from Oppiella nova, 422 nucleotides. NCBI's taxonomy places the organism in Eukaryota, Metazoa, Arthropoda, Arachnida, Sarcoptiformes, Oppiidae. The record is from the annotation of a GenBank genome assembly.
UUAUAAUUCUGCCAUGGUCAUUUAAUUUGUACAUAGAUGAAAGUUAUGGCAACUCAUGCGAACAGUUUAUGGAAAAUAAUGGAAUGACGCGAUUUGUUACGUGCAUUGAUUUAUUUCCAAACGAUCAUGCUGCCAUUGAUACUACUCAAUGGCCUGAAGAUUUGCCUGGUUCACAGUACUGUCCAAUGUUAGAAAGGGAGGGUGGGCUACAAGUAUUGGCGGAUUUAAUUAAGAGGUCAGAUGUGACGCGAGAUAUCAAAAUGUUAGCAGUCUUAACAUUAUACCAGUGCGAGUUGGCUACAACUGACCAUGAUGCAAACUUAAACGCCCAAACUAUCAUAAGGGGCGGCCCCCUGAGUGCCGGGGACUACAGGUCCAAACCCCCGCACAUAACUCACGGGAUCGUUAUACUGCUCGGGCUG